Molecule: messenger RNA, 264 nt
Organism: Rotaria sp. Silwood1
Lineage: Eukaryota; Metazoa; Rotifera; Eurotatoria; Philodinida; Philodinidae
Source: the annotation of a GenBank genome assembly
AUGGGUGUAUUGAUCGAUGAAAAUAGUGCUUUACGUCAAGAAAAUGCUAAUUUAUUUCAACAAUUAGAUAGACUUCGACUUGAAAUAGCACAAAAACAAACGAAUCAUGAUCAACUUUUACAAAAAUCUUUAUACUAUGAUCAUGUUGUACAAACAUUAAAUGAUUUACAAAAAGAAUAUAAUCAUAUACAAAAACAAUUAACUCAUUUACAAAAAGAAAAUGAUCGUGAUACAGAAGAAAAUAAGCAUUGCAAAAACAUUUAA